Molecule: messenger RNA, 1080 nt
Organism: Puccinia graminis f. sp. tritici CRL 75-36-700-3
Lineage: Eukaryota; Fungi; Basidiomycota; Pucciniomycetes; Pucciniales; Pucciniaceae
Exons: 3
Coding region: 1-1080 (359 amino acids)
Source: RefSeq, a predicted model, not a curated record
AUGUCACCAAAGAAUUCUAAUCUCCCAUUCACCAUUCCUGGCGCGACCGUUUUGACAAACAACGACCAAGUCAACCCGACCAAGCACAACAAGGCCCUGGUCAUUGCUUGGGACCAAGACGGCGAAGGAGGCAAGUCGAGUAUGAGGAUCAUCCUGGAUUGGCUCGCCAUCGGCGAGAACUAUCAACGCUGGCUAUGGGAUUCCAAGCUCGGCUCAAUAAAGUCGCCCUCAAUAAACGAAAUCUUAGACACAAUGAUCGGCUCCGGUAUCACUCAUCGCGAUCACAAGGGAAUCCAGACCAAAAUCAAGGAGCUUCAUAGUUUCUAUGCAAAAGUUAGAGAUCUACUCAGUCAUACCCGUUCUGGUAUCUUAGAUGAAGAGAUCAAGAAUGGCACCAUCAAACUUCCAGCCACCUUAGCAGAGAUGAGCCAAUACUGGGACGAGCUCCGGCCGAUGAUGUCGAUCAGGAUCCUAGCAAGCCGUCCAGUCACGAGCUCAUCGACCGACCGGCACAUACCCGACUUGAUAGGCCGUCGAAAAACAAACAUCAAAGUCAUCCCGGCCAGACAGACCAAGGCUGCAGCAAAUCCUGACGACAGUCAAGUCAACUUUGGUCGAAGAGAAAGCCCGCCGUCUGGCGGUCGUGAUGCUCCUGCUGCUGCUGCUUCAUUGGUUCGUACAGCUGGGACUAAACGGAAAUCUCCGACUCAAAAUCCUGAACUUGCAGGUUUCGAGAGGAUCAUUGCCCAGAAUUAUGAACAUCGCGAAAGGGUGGCUGAAGCCCGGGAACGACGGGAGCAGAUGAAACUAGCGAACGAGCGACGUAGAGACAAGAUGACCAGAGCCCUUGAGAGACGCAAGUUGAAGAUUGAAAAGAGGAAGGUGGAGUUACUGGAGAUGGAAGUCCGAGCGAAGGCGCGCUUAUUGGCGGUCGAGGACGUGUAUACACGGUUCCGUUUCGUCCGGGAUCUGAAGCUCUUGGGCUACUCUUCCGAGCAGACUGAAAACUUCUUAGACAAACACUUUGCUGGCCGUGGUCUGCUCAAGAACGGUGCACUCGAUCAACUCCGGUCACUAUAG